GACGCUGCAGGAGGAAGUGUUGAGUCUGCGCGGCUGCUGCAGGAUCCUGACGCAGGAGUUUAGUUUUUAUUAUUAAACGGCUGACGUGUUGACGUCAUUCUCGGUCUGUUUUCGGAGCUAAAACUUUAACCAGUUUAUCAAACUAUUUUGCUUGUGUUUCCUUUUCCGCGCGUGUGUGUAGAGGAUGAAAAACACCGAGGAUUAACACUGUAAAGGUGACUGCUUCAGGUAGGCUACAGGUUUAGCAGAGCUGUGCUGUGCUGAAGGUGACCUGAUAUUAACACCUGGUUCAGAUGCAGGCGGUGGGCGGGGCCUGCAGUCUGGAUGAUGACAUGCUGGAUGGAGACCUGGGGGACGGGAUGGAGGUCGGAGCUGCUCACAGGUCCAGAAGGAUGAAGAGUCAGAGCUUUAGUGGACCCUCAGAGACGCCGCCAAGCACAGCAGGCAGACUCAGGAGUAGCUGGCAGGCAGAUGAGGACACGUGGAUCCCCGGACUGAAGAGCACAGAGACCGUGCAGAGAGCCCGCUGGAAGCUGCAGUGCUCAGGGUCCCUGGCUGAUCUGUCCAAAGACGAGCUGAGAUACAGACUGCAGGAGGCCACUGAGGUGAUAGACGUGCUGUGCUGUGAGCUGGAGGUGGCACAUCAAUACUUUGAAGGCAAAUAUAAAGCUCUGAAGAUCUUACAGGGGAAGGCCAUUCUGGACAAAGCCACGUGUCACACCAAGAGUGUUCUGCAGAAGAGUGAGGAGAAGGCCAAAGCCCUGGAGAAGGAGGUGAACAGUCUGCAGUGGGAGAUCAGCUUCAGUCAGGUCCAGAUGAAGAAGGGUCAGCAGUCCUGGGAGCACCAGUACAACAGGGUUUUGAGUGAGAAUCGGACUCUGACUGAAAACCUGGAGCAGAGAGAGAGUGAGAUCCAGCAGCUGCGAGCAGAAAACUCAGCUCUGAGUCGGCAGUGUUUGGAGCUGCUGUCCAUGUUGAAUAUAAAGGAGCAGAGAGUUUACCAAGAAACCAAACCACAGUACAGCCUAGACAGAGACUCUGGUAUCCUGGAGAUGGCAGUGUUGGGGGCGUGCAGGUGUGUCGGUGUAUCUGAAGUUUGUCCGUGCGGUCGGACUGCAGCCGCCAGCAGAAAGCAGCUCAUCCAGCUACAGCAGGAGCUGGAUGCUCAGUGUUUGAGGAGGGAAGAGGCAGUGAUGGUUGCUGAUGCAUUUCGUAUCGCCUUCGAGCAGCAGCUGAAGAAACGCAGUGAACACUUCCUCAUGCUCGCUGAAGCUAACAUUCUAAAAUCGAAUCACUGCAGAGCUGAAGGUGCUAACAGGAGUCCUCGGCUCAGUGUAAGUCAGAGGUUGAGAGGAUUACUGCCGUCAGGUCUGGAGGUGAAGAUGUCGGAUGAUCUGUUAGAGACUCUCUACAGACUACUGGACCUGCUGAAUGAUAAGGAUGAGGCUCUGGCCCACCAGAGAAAGGUCAGCAUCAUGUUGGCCCACAAUGCUGAGGAGCUGCAGAGACAACUGCACCUAGACUCACGCCGCCAGUCCUCAGAGCAACCACAGUCCAGGAUCCCAUCAAAGCGACCUGGACAGACCUGCAGCCGCUCACUGUCACACCAUAAAGGCCAAAAGUCAAAAACCCAACCAUCAGACCCAUCAGAGUCCAGGAUCCUUUCUAUACCAGGAAAAGAACCACUAAGGAACCAGAUCCAGGCACACGCAUCAGAGUCCAAGACCCAAGCAAAAGCCUCCUCAGAGUUCAACAUCCAGGCACAGGAAAAUCUGACAGAGUCUCAGGUUCAGCCAGAACAACCACCAUGCCAGCCAGCGUCCAGGACUAAACCAAGUCUGUCAGAGUCAGAGCUGUCUCAUUCACCACAGACGGUCCACAACCACAAGGAGCCUGAUCCUGUAAUCCAGCAGAUGAAUCCAUCAGAAGAAACACAAGAACCAAUCAGGAACCAGAUCCAGUCACACAGAUCUGAGUCCAAGACAAAACAAGUCUCAACAAAAUCCAACAACCAGAUACAAUCCAGGCUUCAGCCAGGACCACCACUCAGUCUGUCAGAGUCCAGGACUGAUAAUGAUCUACCACAGACAAAGUCUAAGAUACAACAACCAGUUUCGCCAGAGUCCUACAGUCAGCCACAGUCCAACCACAGGAACCACAAGUCUGAAAUCCUGGACUCAGAUCCAUCAAGUACCAGGGUCCCAUCAAGGAAACCGCCAAGACCAUCAGGGAUCCAGAGCCCAACUGUUACCCCAGAGUCUCAGGCACAAGACACAUCUGAUUUUAAAAUCCCUGAACAACAACAACCACAACCAGAGCUUCCAGAGUCCAUGGUUCAACCAGAACCACCACCAAGUCCAUCAGAGUCCAGGACUGAACCGCAGGAGCUUUCAGACCCACCACAGACCAUCAUCCAACCAGUCCCCAAUCACAAGAGACCUGAGUCUGUGAUCCAGAUGAAUACAUCAGAGUCCUGGAUCCCAUCAAAACAAUCACAAGGACCAUUAAAGAACCAGAUUCAGAAAACAUCAGACUCACCAGAGUCCAAGAACCAUUCGCAAGACCCAACGAAAAGUAUCUUUAGAGUCCAACAUCCAAACACAGCAACAACCAGACCUGCCAGAGUCCCAGCUUCAGCCAAGACCACCACAAAGUCGGUCAGAGUCCAGGACUGAACCAAAGGGGCUCUCAGACCACCACAGACCAAUAUCCAAUCAGCCUACAUUCACAAGAUCCUCGAGUCAGAAAUCCAACAUCCCAUCUCAUCAGUUUCCAGGAUACAAUCAAAGGAAUAUGACAACAAACUUGUUCAGUCUAGGACAGAUCCACAGCUGAAUAAGAGGAAAGCUGGAAGUGAGACUCAUGCUCAGUCCCAUUUCUAAUCUUUACCCCUUCCUCUCGUUUCGAGUGAUUCCUUGCCCCUCAGAAGUUAUAAGGGGUACUGGUGAAAUUUCCCCCUACACAAUGGAAUAACCCUUCAAGAAGAAAUGGGACACCCACCCCUAGAGUGGGUGAGUGUGCAAUGCGUAGGGGUAUAUUUGGACUGAGCCAAGUUGUAAGCUGGAAAUAUUACCACAAUUCUGAGAUCCUAGGCUCAGACUUCCAGAGUCCAGGAUCCCAUCAAAGCAAAUACAAAGAUCUCAAUUUAGCCUCUGUUCACACUCUGUGUGUUUAUAUUCUCAGAUAAGUGGAUCUUCACUAAUAGCUCGAUUAGUCCAUUUAAGUGUACUACGGUUCAACUACUUACUAUUGGACCUUCUUCAAACUGACCUAUUACUUCAGAUAUCAAACAAUCAUCAGUUGCCACUUCUUGUUUUUCCUUCCAUCCAUGGAAAGAACACUGAGGGUCCAACAGCAUUAAUCCACAUGUAGGUACCAACUGAAGCCAGCAUCUUCUCCCAGCGUCCUACGGUAGAAAGCCCUUCCAAUCAGGUGGGGGGUUUCAAGGUUGGCAUGUCACAUUAAAGCUAUGAAUACACGCAGGAGUAAAUUGACCGCCAACCACA
Messenger RNA from Labrus mixtus (cuckoo wrasse), 3506 nucleotides. RefSeq names its product coiled-coil domain containing 125 (gene ccdc125). Gene Ontology annotation, cellular component: cytoplasm. Gene Ontology annotation, biological process: negative regulation of cell motility; negative regulation of Rho protein signal transduction. The transcript has 13 exons. NCBI's taxonomy places the organism in Eukaryota, Metazoa, Chordata, Actinopteri, Labriformes, Labridae. The coding region runs from base 294 to 2675 and encodes 793 amino acids. The record is from RefSeq and is a predicted model, not a curated record.